Messenger RNA from Pyricularia oryzae 70-15, 2989 nucleotides. RefSeq lists its product as uncharacterized. Gene Ontology annotation, molecular function: asparagine synthase (glutamine-hydrolyzing) activity. The coding region runs from base 183 to 1892 and encodes 569 amino acids. The transcript is spliced from 4 exons. Lineage: Eukaryota; Fungi; Ascomycota; Sordariomycetes; Magnaporthales; Pyriculariaceae. The record is from RefSeq and is a predicted model, not a curated record.
UGGAAAAUGUCUUUUGUCGAGGAAGGAGCAACGCAACGCUUGCAGACGCCCCACCUGCCUCUGUCGCGAUUUGUUCUGCCUGCGACAGCCAACAUCACGAAUGCGGUGUUUACUUUUUUUUUAUUAUCUCCCUUUAACAACUGCACCACACCCACGCUGCCAUCGACGUUUCAACCCGCAAAAUGUGUGGCAUACACUUCUGCAUUCGCUCGGCCUCGUCAGAUUCACCAGAGUCGCGUCCUUUGGAUCCUGCCGUGGAGCGCCGCUUGUGCAGCCGCGGGCCUGAUCAUCUCGGUAGGGUCGAGGCGCGAUUCGGACCUUGGCAGCUUUCAUUCAGGUCGACGGUCCUCGCCCUCCGUGGCGAUUCUAUCACCACACAGCCGUUUGAGGAUGCAGCCUCUGGCUGCGUGCUGUGCUGGAAUGGCGAGGCCUGGCGGAUUCGCGACCGCGUCGUCGAGGGCAACGAUGGCGCGCAAGUGUUUGAGUUGUUGGCCCGAACCUCGGGUACCUCGGCGGACGAGACUGAGAAUGGAAUCCUCGAUGUGCUUCGCUCUAUUGAAGGUCCUUUUUCUUUCGUCUUUUUUCACUCGCCUACCGACAAGAUCUACUACGGAAGGGAUCGCCUGGGCAGGAGAUCUCUAGUUACAUCUAGUGACGGUGGAUUCAAGCUGUGUAGCAUUGCCGAGUCUUCUUUGUCGUCCUGGCAAGAGGUUGAGGCGGAUGGGAUUUACUGCCUGGACCUGGGCAAGUGCUCGUUUGAGCCCUCUUUUCCCGAGCCCAUGAUACAUAGCUGGACGGCCGACCAUCGGCAAGAUAUUAUUUCUGGUAUUGGAUGUUUCAACACGGAACUGCCUAAGGACCCCCAAGCAACCUCGCCGCCAGAGAUGGAUGCAGUGCAGCCAUUAUAUGAGCAUCUUGCGGAAUCUUUAAGGCUUCGCAUCCUCAACGUACCGAUACCCCCUCGUGUCGUUUCCGCGACAGUACCAGACACCAGGGUUGCUGUCCUGUUCUCUGGUGGCCUUGACUGCACAGUUAUUGCCAGGCUCUGUCACGAACUUCUCCCAGCCAGCCAGGGCAUCGAUCUGUUAAAUGUAGCCUUUGAGAACCCUCGGCUAGCAGCCGCGCAACGCAAAGUCGACCGUAGUGCGGAAGAUUUGCUUGAAGAAUUGUAUGAGGCUUGCCCAGACAGGGUCACGGGCAGGAAAUCCUUUGCUGAGCUGCUACAAGUAUGCCCAGGGCGAGCCUGGCGGUUCAUUGCGAUCAACGUCCCCUAUACAGAGACUACGUCCCACCGAGCUGAGGUCAUCUCACUCAUCCACCCUCACAAUACCGAGAUGGAUCUUUCCAUUGCCUAUGCCCUAUACUUUGCUGCUCGUGGACAAGGUGUAUGCUACAACAGUGACUCAAUGACUGACAUCAAGGGCAAUGCGACACAACGGCCUGAUUGCUUUACCCCCGCGCGAAUCCUUCUCUCGGGUCUGGGGGCUGACGAAUUGUUCGGUGGCUACACCAGACACGCAACCGCAUUCUCGCGUCUGGGCUAUGCGGGGCUGGUUGAGGAGCUCAAGUUGGAUGUCGCACGACUUGGAAAGCGGAACCUGGGCCGUGACGAUAGGGUCAUGUCAAGCUGGGGAAAGGAAGUCCGCUUUCCUUUCCUUGACGAGAGGCUUGUACAGUGGGCCAUUGAUCUACCAGUGUGGCAGAAGUGUGACUUCGGCUUUGACCAGCUUGACGAAAACAGCAUCGAGCCCGGAAAACGGGUCUUGAGGCUUCUAUCCGAACAGCUGGGCCUCAAAAAUGUUGCGAGGGAAAAGAAGCGUGCGAUACAAUUCGGCUCCCGGACUGCAAAGAUGGAGAAUAGCAAGGUCAAAGGGACGACGUUGAUAACGUAAUACACCCUGGUCCACAGCUCUAGGCAUGCAGUAUCAAUGCCUCGAAUUCUCCUGGUGGUCUGGUUGCUAGACUGUUGACGCAUCCGCUCUUCCUACAAAGUAACUACAAUCCUGGCGGUGAUGACACAAUUACAGAUACUUCCGAGUACUGAGGGAUUCAGCAGCGACUGGAGACAAAAUCUGAUCGCGGCGCUGAGGUUGUGUGUUUCUCUCGCAUCUCUUGAUGGGCUAUGAAACCCUCCUCUUCCUACGACGAUGAGUCUUACUUGGUUGCUAGUUCACUCAUCACAAUGACGAAGUAAAGGCAAGUCUGAGCCAAUGAGUUCCUUCUGCCUUGGCAGUACCAAGGCCUCGUCCGAUAGUUGAGCCUCAAUUAAUUGAAUGCAUGUCAACUCUUCCGUACGUUGCUUUUUCUAAGCUUGGCAAACUGCAACCUGGUUUACUCAAUCUUUGGUUGUCCCCCGUCGUAAAUCAUCCACCGAUCGAAGUUUGCUCUUUUUCAACCACACCUUGAACCACUUGAAAUUUGGAUGGUGCAAGAUUUUGUGGAAAGAGCAAGACAAGAUCGCUGGCGACAACAGUUGCAACAAACGCGACAGGGUCAAGGGUCAAGGCAAACGAUCCGGGGCAAGCAGAAACGGUCAGGCUUUUGACACGUUCAUCACCUCCACAACGGUGUGUGGCAUGUUUCCUCGGCCCUCCACUUGCCAGGCGAAAUUAUGUGGUGCAGGUCGCUUAACGCACAGGGCGGGGUGGUGAGCUGUGGUCUGCAUCACGACGACUGCCUGAUUUCAGGCCAUUUGAGAUGGUGAAAAGCAUCAAAAUUAUUUUAGUGAGUGGUCAACAUAGUAGCCAGUAUUGACUUACACUUACUUCAUAAUUAAUCUUCAUCGACGGACAGGUUCCCGCUCAUACCGUCGUCACCACCGCGGGCAUGUGAGCCGUCCCGAGGACGACGACUUUCGGUUUCAAAUCUCAGGGCGGGAGCCACACACACGGGGACGCGCGACAUGGGUUUGUACGGUAGCAUUUUACUCAUCCUCAUUCUCUUCCGAUUUAUGGGCCAUAGUGACAAACCAAUCGGCUCACGACCUUGG